UGGCGGUUGCCAGCCCCAGCGAGAGCCGGGGGUGUCAGGCAGUCGGAGGAGGACGGCUGGCGGGCCUGUCUCUUUCAGGUGGCCGAGCCUUGCGGGCUCUGCGCAGAAGGAACGGCGGGAGGCGCGGCCUGGUCUCGCUCUUGCAGCCGCUGCGGCGCGCUCCGGGCUCGGCCGAGCCGCCGGGAAGCGGAGGGCAGGCGGCCUCUCGGCGCACGCUUCCUGGGAGUUACUGAUUAUCUUCUUUGAAGAAUCAUGAAGUCACCCUGUGUCAUCAUGCUUACCCUGGCAGGGCUGAUGCUCCUGAUGUGGCUCCCUGUGUCACUGAGCUGCAACAAAGCACUCUGUGCCAGCGACGUGAGCAAGUGCCUCAUCCAGGAGCUCUGCCAGUGCCGGCCUGGCGAAGGGAAUUGUUCCUGCUGUAAGGAGUGUAUGCUGUGUCUCGGGGCCCUCUGGGAUGAGUGCUGUGACUGCGUUGGUAUGUGUAAUCCCCGGAAUUACAGCGACACACCGCCAACUUCCAAGAGCACGGUGGAGGAGCUCCACGAGCCCAUCCCUUCUCUCUUCCGGGCGCUCACAGAAGGAGACACUCAGUUGAACUGGAACAUCGUCUCCUUCCCUGUUGCAGAAGAGCUUUCCCAUCAUGAGAAUCUGGUUUCAUUUUUAGAAACUGUGAACCAGCCACACCACCAAAACGUGUCUGUCCCCAGCAAUAACGUUCAUGCACCGUAUUCCAGUGACAAAGAACACCUGUGUACUGUGGUUUACUUUGAUGACUGCAUGUCCAUACAUCAGUGUAAAAUAUCCUGUGAGUCCAUGGGGGCAUCCAAGUAUCGCUGGUUCCACAAUGCCUGCUGCGAGUGUAUCGGCCCGGAGUGCAUUGACUAUGGGAGUAAAACUGUCAAAUGUAUGAACUGCAUGUUUUAAAGAAGGCAAAGAAAUACAACUCAAAGCAAUUUAGACAAAAUAAAAGUAUGAAAAGUUAAUCUAUUGGUUGCACCAGAAUGCCAGCAAGUUAAGAAGACAUACAGAACUUGGAAUGAGUUCCUUUCAAGGAUGACAAGCAGCAAUGUGUUAAAUCCCAUAAUUCUACCUGCUCUUAUUGACUGCGUCGCCCAGUAGCAGUAUGCCCUUGCCUUUGAAUACGUGUCCAGCUCUGAUCAUAGAAGCAGGUGCGUGGAGAAUUCCUUCACAGAUCUGAGGUUGUCAACAUAAAUGCGACGCUGUGUUCUAGCGCUCUGGAAGCUUUUUGUCUUGGAAGUGCUAGUGGAAGCCUGUUAAUGUGAGUUAUGACCUAUGUGCUGCCCUGGGACACUGAGUCUUUCUACUUGUUUGCCUUCCUCACUGUGCCUUAUGUUGUUUAUCUGUUUGAUAAGUAGAUAUUCAAAUAUAUCACUCGAGAACGUGCAGAAA
Lepus europaeus (European hare) is the source of this 1410-nucleotide messenger RNA. RefSeq names its product twisted gastrulation BMP signaling modulator 1 (gene TWSG1). Gene Ontology annotation, biological process: regulation of BMP signaling pathway. NCBI's taxonomy places the organism in Eukaryota, Metazoa, Chordata, Mammalia, Lagomorpha, Leporidae. The record is from RefSeq and is a predicted model, not a curated record. Bases 253 to 924 code for a protein of 223 amino acids. The transcript has 5 exons.